GUUUUCCUCAACCUUGCCCAAAGAAGGUGCGACUACACUGCGUCAAUGGCGCACCUGAUUGGCCGUUUGCGGCUGCGUGCGUCUGCAUGGCAACGCGACCUGCGCGCCACAAAUAAGGCAGGAGGAGAGCUCUACUAGCAAGCCGGAAUUUAUUGACCGCACUUUGUUGGACGCUGUUUGGUUUGGCGCGUUGUUGGCGCACUGUGACAGUUUCUGUAUCUCCAAAUGCGUCUGGAUUUAAGUGGCUGGUAAACUGCCACUUGAAGCUGGUCACCAUGACAGCAGAGGAGACAAUCAACAUCAAAGAGGCAGAAGUGGUCAAACUGGUCCUCGACUUCCUCAGCGCCAGGAAGCUGCACAUCAGCAUGUUGGCGUUGGAGAAGGAGAGCGGCAUCAUCAACGGUCUCUACUCCGAUGACAUGCUCUUCCUCAGGCAACUCAUUCUGGAUGGUCAGUGGGAGGAGGUGAUGCAGUUCAUUCAGCCUUUAGAAGGGUUGGACAAGUUUGACAAGAAAAGGUUCCGCUAUAUAAUUCUGAAGCAGAAAUUUCUUGAAGCUCUGUAUGUAAAUAAUGCCAUGUCUGCAGCUAAAGAUCCCCAAAAUCUGGAGCUCACUAUGCAGGAGGCUGUCAAGUGCCUGCACAACUUGGAGGCGUUCUGCCCGUCUAAGGAGGACUACAGCAAACUGUGUCUCCUCCUCACGCUGCCUCGCCUCACCCACCAUGCUGAGUUCAAGGAAUGGAACCCGAGUACGGCGCGUGUCCACUGUUUCGAGGAGGCUUGCGCAAUGGUCGCCGAGUUCAUUCCAGCGGACAGGAAGCUGAGCGAGGCGGGCUUCCGAGCGAGUGGGAACCGCCUCUUCCAGCUGCUCAUCAAAGGGAUACUUUAUGAGUGCUGUGUUGAAUUCUGCCAGAGCAAAGCCACUGGAGAGGCAAUAACAGAGGGCGAGGUGUUACUCGGCGUAGACUUGCUCUGCGGGAACGGUUGCGAUGAACUGGAUCUGUCGCUGCUCUCCUGGCUGCAGAACCUUUCCCCUGGUGCAUUUUCAUGCGCCUUCCAACAGAAGACCCUCAGCAUCCAUGUCGACCGUCUGGUCAAGCCCAGCAAGGCCGGUUACGCCGACCUUCUUACCCCUCUCAUCAACCGCCUCUCCCCAUGCCCGGCUUCACCUUUCCGUCAGAGGCCGCACUCAGCCGACACCUACAUGUCCAGAUCCCUUAACCCGGCUCUGGACGGACUGUCACACGGCUUGGCUGCCCAGGACAAGAGAGGCACGGAGGUCAACAUGAAAUCAGCUCUCAGUCGAAGCCUGGUGGAGAGUAAUCUUCAUCAACUGGAUGAUUCCCCUGAGAAAAAGUACCCACAGGGUUUGGAAGGUCCCAAGACCACGCGCACCCCUCUGACUCCUGGGAGGGAUGGUGGGACAGCAUGCACAGAAACAGCUGAGCGUCCAGACUCCACAGAGCACAUGCAGGAGUACUACAGGCAGCGUCUGCGUGUGCAGCAACAUCUGGAACACAAGCAACAGCAGAGGCAGCUUUACCAGCAGAUGUUGCUUGAAGGUGGUGUGAAACCAAUCGAUGGAACCCAAAACAACCUCACUGAGACCUUCCUCACUCGAUCCAUUCAGAAACUCGAGGAGAUGAACAUUGGCAUUGACCACCACGGAGAUGAGGUGACCCCUCUGGGCCAUCAUUGUAAUGGUAUGGCAGAUGACGGUAGCACAUCCAACACCCAAGAAGACCCGGGGGUGGUGCAAAGAGCAAAGCCUGGUAGUGUAAGCAGCAUCCCCUCCCAAAGGUCAGGGAGCCAUUGCCUGCAACACAUCAGCGAAUCACCAUUUCCUGCAAGUGCUGCUGAGAGGGUUGGAGGCCCAGGGCAAGAUGAUUCCAGCAGCCAUGUGACACGUUGCACAACCCAGCAUGAAGGAAAGGCCAAAACCCAGUUUUUCAAAGUGAGCCAGCUUGAAGACACACAGGCGGUACGAUCCGUGGCCUUCCAUCCGUCUGGAUCGCUUUAUGCUGUUGGUUCCAACUCGAAAACUCUCCGAGUUUGCGCCUACCCUGACACCGAAACAACCAGCACCUUGGAUGCCGUUAGGCAGCCAGUGGUACGCUUCAGAAGGAAUAAACACCACAAAGGUUCCAUCUACUGUGUCGCAUGGAGCCACUGUGGACAGCUGCUGGCCACCGGCUCCAAUGACAAAUAUGUCAAGGUUCUGCCUUUCAAUGCUGACAGCUGCAAUGCGACAGGUCCUGAUCUGGAGUUCAGCAUGCAUGACGGAACCAUCAGGGACUUGGCCUUCAUGGAGGGGCCCGAGAGCGGAGGAUCCAUCUUGAUUAGUGCUGGAGCUGGAGACUGCAACAUCUACACCACCGACUGCCAGAGAGGACAGGGCCUUCACGCCUUGAGUGGGCACACUGGUAUCUGAAACAUUUUGCUCUGGCGUGAAUUUUUUUGGAAGUCUGGUUCAACAUUUAGUACAGGUCUAUAAGCAACCAAGCAGUUCAGUUUAGUUUUAAAUGAUAAACCUGAUUCGAUUUGAUAUGGUACGGCUCAGUUCAAGAGGGGAUGCUGCAGUGACUUUUUGGUUGUCAUUUUACGUACAUUUGAAUGAACUUGUCGGGACUGUUAAUGUGCCAUUUCCUUCAAAGAUAUAUCUCUCAGAUACAAGACGAUUCAGUACGUAUCUCGAUAUAUUUCAAAGUGGAGCCAUUUCUUUGAUUCAAAAAUGAUUUUGUGGUU
Messenger RNA from Hippocampus comes (tiger tail seahorse), 2743 nucleotides. RefSeq names its product WD repeat-containing protein 47-like. The record is from RefSeq and is a predicted model, not a curated record. The coding region runs from base 276 to 2429 and encodes 717 amino acids. Lineage: Eukaryota; Metazoa; Chordata; Actinopteri; Syngnathiformes; Syngnathidae. Gene Ontology annotation, molecular function: protein binding. The transcript is spliced from 13 exons.